Messenger RNA from Gadus morhua (Atlantic cod), 4020 nucleotides. RefSeq names its product coiled-coil domain containing 85A (gene ccdc85a). Lineage: Eukaryota; Metazoa; Chordata; Actinopteri; Gadiformes; Gadidae. The record is from RefSeq and is a predicted model, not a curated record. The coding region runs from base 489 to 1967 and encodes 492 amino acids. The transcript has 4 exons.
GCUUGCCGCACUUCGGGCUUUCUUUAACGCGCCGUGCACGGUCUGUGCCUGUACUCAUUAUAGGCCUAUCGUGCCCGCGCCUCAACCGGUUUGUGUGGUCGGACAUCCGUAAUGCACGGGAGGAACGCCUGUGCGUCGCGCACGGCUGGAGGAGGCAUGCACCUGCACAGAAAACGCCCACGAGCCGGCAAGGGGGUCUUCCGAAGCCCCAGCAUGCAUGCGGACUGACUAGGCUGCUGCACAGGGCUGGGGACACAGAAGGCACGUUGAACAGGACAUCGGAGCUGCAGCAUGGGCGUGGGGACGAGUGAUCGCAAAGAAGAUGCGGGGAUAGGAUGCAUCAAGAUUGCUUUUGGUUGAAGAAUAGAUUGGAUGCACACUUUUUUCCCGUGUUUUUGGCCUGUUCUUUUCUGACUCGUUGAAUACUUUUCUGGUGGUUGUGGUGGUGUGUGUGCGUGAACCGGCACUUGUGUAAAAAGAAAAAAAGGAUGGAUAAAGCCAUGCCUACGAAAGCUUCCGCAGUCAAGAGCUCGCAGGUCGCCGAUGACCUCUCAAAAAUAAGCGACGAGGUUUUGUUAAAGUGGGGCAAAGACGAAUUGGUUCGCCGGUUGCGGAGGUCAGAGGCGGAGAAGAUGAGCGUUAUCUUGGACCACAGUAAUCUGAUGCGGGAGGUGAACCGGCGGCUCCAGCAGCACCUCACCGAGAUACGGAGUCUGAAGGACGUGAACCAGAAGCUGCAGGAGGACAACCAGGAGCUGCGGGACCUGUGCUGCUUCCUGGACGACGACCGGCAGAAGGGGAAGCGGGUUUCCCGGGAGUGGCAGCGCCUCGGCCGCUACAGCGCGGGCCUGAUGCGCAAGGAGGUCACCGUGUACCUGCAGAAGCUCAAGGAGCUGGAGCAGCGGCAGAGCGAGGUGCUGCGCGAGAAUCUGGAGCUCAAGGAGGUGUGCCUCAUGCUGGAGGAGGAGCGGGCCGAGGCGGCGGCGACGGCGGCGGCUGCCGUGGCGGGGCGGGGCGCCGCCGGUGGGGGCGGAGCCGGUGGCGGCCGGGCGGGCGGAGGGCCGGGGACGGCAGGGGGCGACGCCGGCUGCAGGGGCUCCAUCGACAGCCAGGGCAGCCUGCUGGGAGGCGGGCCCGCGCCGGGCCUGCUCCGGGACGUGGGCGACGGGAGCAGCACCUCCAGCGGCGGGAGCACGGAGAGCCCCGACAACCCCCAGAACAAGCACCCCCCCGCUGGCGGGCAGCCCGCCCCCCAGCUGGGGCACGGGUCGGGGUCCUCCUCGGGUCCGCCCGGGUUUAAGCUGAAGGACGGGUGCGUCCACGACGUGUGGGGCCGGAGACACAGCUCCACCCCGGAGUACUACACCUUCCCCCAGUCGUACCGCCCCCGCGGGGGCUCCCUCACCAACCUGGAGGCCCGGGGCAUGCGGGGCCUCAGCUCUGAGAAACACGGGACCAAGCACAGCCCCGCCCGGCAGGCCUGCGCCCCCCAGGGGCCCCACAGCGUGGACACGCUGGUUCAGAAUCACGCGCCGAUGGGCCCGGGGCAGGGGUCCCCGGGCUCCGGGGCCAAGUCCAGCCCGGACCUCUCCCAGAGGCACAGGGUGGGCAAGGCGGGGGAUGGGGCUUGCUGUGCUAGUCCUGAGAGCAAGCGGGCGGGGCAGGGGGCGGGGCCCGGCACGCCGGAGCAUCUGAGGAAAGGGAGGGUCAUCGUCGGGAGUCCGGAGUCCAUACGACACCACCCGCACCACCACCACCUCCACCAACACCAGCACAGCCCGGGGUCUGACCAUGGUAAAGGGAGGUACGCUGGCGGGUCCCCCGGCAGGGAACUAGGACCGAGGCGACCCCCCGGGGAGGAGCUUACCGCCCACCAACGCAGCCUGUACAACGCUCUGAUAUCUGCCGGUUGCUGCACCAACUCUUGUAGGAGCGUAAAGCUUUGGGAUAGCUUUGACGCCUCCUGACCGUGAUGUGGCCCCCUCAACCUCUCGUACCAUCGGAUGCUGCACAGCCAACCUGCUGCAAGGAGAAAGAGACAGAGAGAGAGAGACAGAAGGAGAGACAGAGAGAGAGCCAGAGAAAGAGAGAGAGAGAGAGAGAGAGACAGAGAGAGAGAGCAUGGCAUUCGACGGAGAGACGGGUGAAUGGAAAGACACCUGUCCCUUAAUGUGAGAGUUCCAACACUUCAGGAUCACUUUGCGAUCAGGAAGCCCCUGAGGGCGCAGGAUACGGACAGCGAUAGACCCCCCACCCCCCCCCCCCCCCACCUCCAACCAACCCAACCUGUCUCUCUUUCUCUCUUCGAUGUCACGUAGGCUGACCUACUGCUGCUACUGCUGUGAUGGACCUCCGUGAAACCUACCCCCCACCCCUUUAGUCCAACAUUGCCAAAUUAAACUGAAAAAGGAAGCAAAAAACAAACCAACAAGAACAAAUUGAUAUUUGCCUACAGAAUAUAGAGAACCAUUGCAUUGAGGAAAGAAACGAAAAAAGAUCUUUAGAUGAACUGCUAUUCUUAGCACAGUGAUCUUUCAUACCUCAAAAAAAAAGAAAGGUCAUUCUGAUAUGCCAAAUAUUGGGAGAAAACAACCUUUUUUACAACAACCUGAUGUAUAGGUAUCGAAAAAGAUGAGUCAUUGUUCUAAAAUGUGCUGAUUCAGAAGAUCUCUGCUUACAAAGCGAUGUCGUCAUAGGAGUCGGGGCGGUCAAUGUUUGUAAAGUAGUCACAGAUUAAUGAACAAAAAAAAUGUUUUCCAUAAAUCAAAUGGAAUUAAACAUGAAAUAAUUGAAAUCAUCAAAUGUUUGUUGGCAGGAAGAAAACGAUAUGCCCCUCUUACCGAUCUGUUGUUUUCUCGCCCGAGGCACAAACAACAUCCUCUGUUUAUCCAUGAUUCAUUAUUUGGCUCAUUUAUUUAUUUGUUUUACUCAAUCGUUUCCGAAAAAAUCUAUUGCAGUAUUUUCAUAUUCAUGACUGUUUGUAAUUAUGACUGUGUUUAGGAGAGAAUAGGGGAUGAGGAGGGAACGUAUUAUUAUUAUAUAUUAAGUCAUCUGGUAUUUUAUGCGAAAAAAAUAAAAUAAUUACAUCCCAGUGUUACAGCAAAACAAACAGAAAAAGCAACGAACCCUGUGUCAGAGUUAACAUCGUGUAACCAUGGCAACUCCCUGUGUGUGUGUGUGUGUGUGUGUGUGUGUGUGUGUGUGUUUGUUCCUGCGUGUGCGCUUGCCUGCAUGUUUUUGUGUGGGAUUGUCCCCUCCAACUCAACCCAUGGGUCUGUUUUUGUUUUGGACGACAUGCCUCCCUGUUUCACCAUCAGCCAAAUAAACAAAACACAUAAACACAUCAAAGGGUUCCAGGAUACAGGAUAUUGGACGGGGCUCCCUUGGGAUCCCAGCGCAGCGGCGUAAAUACCGGAACGAAAAAUCCCCAGUUCGGGGGGGCACGUCCUCAGGUACGACGGGGGUGACACAGAACAUGUUGGGGAGCCACCCACGCCCUCGCAGUGGUGCGGGCGUGAACGUGCUCCCAGGCUGUUUGUGAGCUCUUUAACAACACAACACACAGACAAUCAGCAUCCCUGUCGGGUCCCCGGGGAUGGGGUAUGGCUCGGCUCGGUGUUGGUCUGAUCUGUGGUGAGGUACGAUUUAAGAGAGAGGGGAAUCGUAUCCCAUGACGGUAGAGAGAUCCUGCACUGGAGGAUCUCGACUAGCAGCACCGCGCAACUCGUGGUACCACACUUAUUGAUCAGCAUCAUUUAACGCUUCGUUUCAACGUUGACAUUAGGACGGUGCUUCUCAUUUUGUACUUGACUCCGUCAGAGUGCGAUUAGGACAAAUGGCUCUGGUCUAGAGUGAUUCAAGACGUUCGCUUUCAGCUGCAGACCUAGGAUUAAUGAAGAUGACAUUUACAUUCUGUACACACGCAACCAGGCACACACACACACACACACACACACACACACACACACACACACACACACACACACACACACACACACACACACACACACACACACACAC